AUGUGGGGCUUAUUGAUGAUCACUUGCCUGGUCAGUGCUCCGAUGAUUGCUGCCAUUCUGGCGCCUCUCGAGGAUCUUUAUGCAAGCGAGAAAUAUCUAAUCAGCUAUGUGCCAUCUCAGGACUGGCAAAAUUCGAUUGCUAACAAUGCUAGUGCCCUGUCUUUGGGUAAGAUAACGGAACUAGGGGACAAUUUCUCAUGCUAUAUACCGACUGCUGCAGCAAAGGAUCAUGACACGGUAGCAGAACUUAAUGAAAAGGAUUUGGACGCAGUCCUUUCAAGUAAUUUGAAGAAUGGAAUUGAGCUGAUCACUCAGUCCUUCAAUGGCUGUAUAUCAUACUUGAGCGGAUUCUGGAACUAUGAUUUCUGCAGCGAUACAGGGCUGGCUCAAUUCCACGGUAACUCCAAGACAACCUCAUUAUAUUACGUGCUUGGAAGAGCUAAAUCUUCGGCAGCUGAUCGAGAGUUUCAGCUUCUUUACAAUGACCUCGGUUAUUACAUCAGUGAAAUUAUGGGUUCAGGAGAUAUCUGUGAUGUUACGGGCCGUCCGAGAGUUGUGGAGGUUCAGUACAUAUGCCGUCCUACAGGUGGUCCGGCAAGCAUUCAAUGGGUAAGGGAAGUCAAAACAUGUCAUUAUGAGAUUCAAGUCGCUGUUCCACAGCUUUGCAGCCUGGAAUUGCUGUCCAAAAACGGGGACGAUGAUGUAUCGGGUUCUAUUGUUUGCGCUAAAACGCAAGAAAAUCGUGAGAAUUCUGGGUUAAUAGAAACCAUUGGUUACUAUAAGCCCACUUUCAUUGGUAAUGAGCUCUAUCUACUGGAGCCGCAUCUCAAAGAAAGCUUCCAGAACAGAACAGCUCUAAUGUACACUGGCAAGUUAUCAAUUACAGACGCUCUGUAUGAAGAAAGUUAUGGGAUCAAUGAAAAAUUUGCAAGUGCUAUCGGAAGAAUGCUCUUCCAACACUUACUUCUCUCGCCGGAUCAGUCACCUUACGAACCAGGCGACAAAUUUGCGUGGAUGUCAGAAGUUCUCGAUUCAAAAGGACAGUUCUUAACGAUGGUUGGUUUUAACCUUACAUCCUCACUGGCUGAAAUUGUUAUUGAUGAUUCUCUGCAUUUUACAGGUCCUGGUAAUUUUCUCUUUUAUGAGAGGACUAAUGUCGAAAAGAGGCCAAGUGACGAUUUGCUCGCUACUAGGGUCCCAAUGAUCGAUGGUAAAGAUGGCUUCGCUUUAUUCCACACAGAAUCGUUAUACCUCGUUGCCGAUCCCAAGGUUAAAGAGAUUGUUGAGCAUCUGAUCGGUUCUGACGAUACGGUAGAGACAUUUGAAGGUGAAUAA
This is a messenger RNA of Torulaspora globosa, 1335 nucleotides long. RefSeq names its product Yos9p (gene YOS9). Gene Ontology annotation, cellular component: endoplasmic reticulum lumen. Lineage: Eukaryota; Fungi; Ascomycota; Saccharomycetes; Saccharomycetales; Saccharomycetaceae. The transcript has a single exon. The record is from RefSeq and is a predicted model, not a curated record. The coding region runs from base 1 to 1335 and encodes 444 amino acids. Gene Ontology annotation, biological process: endoplasmic reticulum unfolded protein response; retrograde protein transport, ER to cytosol.